UUUCUUUUUUCUUCCUUUUGUUUUAUCUUUUUUUUUUAAAAAAAAAAAGAAAAAAGAAAAAUGUCUCAAACGGAACGACCUAUUGUAUUUUUUGAUAUAUCCAUUGGUGAUGUUGCGGUUGGACGUAUGAAGAUGGAACUUUUUUCAGAUAUUGUACCAAAAACUGCGGAGAACUUUAGACAAUUAUGUACCGGAGAAUAUAAACGUAAUGGUCAGCCACAGGGAUUCAAGAAUAGUAUUUUUCACAGAGUGAUCAAGGACUUCAUGGUACAAGGUGGAGACUUUAUAAAGGGUGAUGGUACAGGUUCGCUUAGUAUUUAUGGUGAAAAGUUUGCUGACGAAAACUUUGAAAAGAAACAUACUGGUGCUGGUUUAUUGUCUAUGGCAAACUCCGGUCCUAAUACUAAUGGAUGUCAGUUCUUUAUUACUUGUGACAAGUGUGAUUUCUUGGAUGGUAAACAUGUUGUAUUUGGACAACUGAUUGAUGGAUUAUUGACACUGCGGAAAAUAGAAAAUGUGUCAACUGGACCACAGAAUAGACCAAAGCUUCCUGUCAAAAUCACAGAAUGUGGACAAAUGUAGUAUAAUACUAAUAGUUUUAGAUUUAUUGUCUUUUUGAAUAAAAAUGUGUUUGAUGGAUUGAUCAUAA
Messenger RNA from Halteromyces radiatus, 649 nucleotides. RefSeq names its product peptidyl-prolyl cis-trans isomerase H. The transcript has 9 exons. Gene Ontology annotation, biological process: protein folding; protein peptidyl-prolyl isomerization. Gene Ontology annotation, molecular function: peptidyl-prolyl cis-trans isomerase activity. The record is from RefSeq and is a predicted model, not a curated record. NCBI's taxonomy places the organism in Eukaryota, Fungi, Mucoromycota, Mucoromycetes, Mucorales, Cunninghamellaceae. The coding region runs from base 61 to 582 and encodes 173 amino acids. Gene Ontology annotation, cellular component: intracellular membrane-bounded organelle.